This is a messenger RNA of Grus americana (Whooping crane), 3407 nucleotides long. RefSeq names its product zinc finger matrin-type 4 (gene ZMAT4). The coding region runs from base 135 to 824 and encodes 229 amino acids. The transcript has 9 exons. The record is from RefSeq and is a predicted model, not a curated record. Gene Ontology annotation, cellular component: nucleus. Lineage: Eukaryota; Metazoa; Chordata; Aves; Gruiformes; Gruidae. Gene Ontology annotation, molecular function: zinc ion binding; nucleic acid binding.
GGCCUGGGCUGCUGGAAGAGCCGCCCGGCGGGAGGAGAACCGUGCUCGCAGCUCCAGCCGGCGCCUUUCCCUGGCAGCAUCGCGGGAGCAGCUCCGCUGUCCCCCGGCGCGGCAGCCCAGCCAGCGGCACAAAGAUGAAAUCGUCCGACACCGACCAGGAAUUGUUCACUGAAAGUUACUGCAAAGUGUGCAGCGCUCAGCUAAUAUCCGAGUCCCAGCGCGUGGCCCAUUACGAGAGUCGGAAACAUGCCAGCAAAGUUCGCCUCUAUUAUAUGCUUCAUCCCAUAGAUGGAGGUUGUCCAGCUAAAAAGCUCCGGUCAGAAAACGGCAGUGAUGGUGACUCAGUGGAUAAGAACAAAUGCUGCACACUAUGUAACAUGUCCUUUACCUCAGCAGUGGUGGCCGAAUCACAUUACCAAGGGAAAAUCCAUGCCAAAAGGUUAAAACUGUUGCUAGGUGAACAACCAGCAUUAAAGGCCACAGAAACCACUCUGAGCUCCCUAAAGCAGCCGCACACGGAUAGUCCCCCCGUGGUACCAUCACCGCAUCAGCGGAGAGACUCGGACAGAUACUGCCAGCUCUGCGCAGCCUGGUUCAACAACCCCAUGAUGGCACAGCAGCACUACGAUGGCAAAAAGCACAAGAAGAACGCGGCCAGGGCUGAUCUCCUGGAGCAGCUGGGGAAGACCCUGGACCUGGGAGAGCUGAGAGGGCUGAAGCGCAGCUACACGUGCAACAUCUGCAACGUCACCCUGAACUCGAUAGAGCAGUACCACGCGCACCUGAAGGGCUCCAAACAUCAGACCAACCUGAAGAACCAGUAGUAGUUUGUCAGUUGAGACAAGGAAAACCACCGAGGCUGCUUCUGCGGAGGGGAACUGGUCAGCAAGGAGAGGAUGCUUUCUUGGACAAUGAUCCUGUGUGGAUUCGAUGAUUAACAUGUAACUAACCUUCGCUUUGGACAAAUACAUGGAUUUUUUUUUUUUUUUUUUUAAUUUUGUGGUGAGUUAAAAUAUUUCAAUGGAUUUUUUUACCCUUUCAAGAUAAUAUUUAUUCAGCACAGAGUCUAGAGUAUGAUAACUACCCUGUAAAUACAGCACUUAAUCAUCACUCAUCUUCAGAGACAGUGGAAACAAAAUAUUUUACUUUUUCAUAUUUAUUCUUAGAUUUCUCCCAAGAGUAUAAAAUUAUUCUAUUACAUUAUCCAUGAUAGUGAUGUAAUCAGUCUUCAACCAGAAAUAAACAUACUUUCUUCACCUUCUCCAGCAUGGUUUGUGUCAACACAUAAAGAGCAGCAAAAAACGAAUCACGGGGAUUGUAUAAUGGAUGAAUUUUUUUCCUUUCCUCUUUGUCUUCAGAGAAACAAAUGGUUCACUCAGCAAAGCAAACUAAACCGAAAGCGUAAAAAUCCUUUUCCUGCCGGUAGGAUUCCUACAGGCUAGACGGAAGCCGUUCGCUUUAUCGACUUUGCCGAUGCUAACCCAAAGCCAGAUGCUGCUCUGCCCGCCCGCCGUUCCCUCCGGGAGAGCUGCAGGAAGGACGGCGGCACCGGUUGCGCUUGCCGGGCCAUCCCGCGCCGGUAGCACCGGCUGCGAGCGCGUUACCUGCGCACCCGUAGGGAGACGGUGGAGAGGCGGCGGGGACCGGCGACGGCGGAGAGGCCGCGUGCGGAGGCUGGUUUCAGGACACCGAGGCCGACCGUCGUGCGUCCCCGGAGCUGCCCUUGCCAUGCGGCGGGCGCGGGGGCUGCGGGAGGGCGAGCCCUCGCCGGCAUCCAGGCGUUCCCAGCGCUGCCGCACCGCCAUGUCCUACCAGAGGAUUGGGAAGAAGGAAGCCGUACUCCUCGGAGAGCUGGAACCUGGUCAGCAACAGUGGCAGCGGGGUCUCCUCUGUGCCGUCGCCGGCCUCCAUCACCGGGCACUGGCUGCAGGAUCAAGACGUGCUCUGGAUCGGUAGAGACUCGCCGGCUGCCCCGCUCCCUGAACCGUGCAAGAACUGGGGACCGUCCGCGUCCACAUCUCGCUGGAGGCCGCAGAGCCCGGGCAUGCUGUGAAUGCAGCAUGGACCCCAAACUGCAGCAUGGCUCCACAGCCAGCCCAGGCAGCAGGUACGGCCCCAGCAGAUGUCUGCGGGGGGGGGGUCUGGGAGCUGUCAGACUGUGUGACAUCCCCCUGGGUGCCAGGGGCCCGGGGACCUUUGUCCCCACGCGGGAGCAAUACACAAGGCACAACCUGUAUCCUCAGCCCUGUGGCCGCAUGAGGUGCUGCUGAUGUACGUGCUAACAACAUGCCCAGCACAGUCAAAAUAAAUUAAUGGGAGCCACAUCUAAAGCAGCUGCUGCAGAAGUGAGCGCUGCAUGGCAGGGAAUGAAACUCCCUAAUCCACUUUUCGUGUCACUUAAGGGUUUAUUGCAUUUCCAGCAAACUGCCUAAUGACUGAACGUGAGCUGACGUUGCCAUUAAAUUCCCAGUACCGAACAAAGUGCAAAACCGUAAUGACGGUUUUAAUUGGCAGUAGUGAAUGGCGUGCUGGAAGUGUGCCCGCACCGGAGCACCAGCCGUGCUCUCCCCACAGGGAGGCAGAGUGGACGGCGAUGCACGGAGGGUAAUUAGACCUCCUUGCAACGAGGGUCUGUGGGCUUCUGCCCUAACUGCGCUGCACAGGAGCAAAACUCCCUGCCCGGUGGGUGGUUAAUGCUGGCAAGGCUCAUGCUGCCGUCUGGCCGGAGACGAAUAAACCACAGCUGAACGGGACCUGGCUUCAGAGGCUGCCGUUCCCCUGCGUUUCAGCGCGGUGCUGCCUUUGUCCCCGCAGCAGAUCGGCCCCCUCCCCGCGGUGGGUGCUGCUGCCAUCGCAGCACGGGAAGGCACGCAGUGCUGUUUGCUCUCUGCCCUGCUCCCCGGGGGUCAGCUGGGACCGAGGGGCCCCGAGGUGGGAGCACAACUGUGCAGGUCUUUCUCACGGAAAGGCUGGAGGGAUUUGGUUUGGCGGGGUAUGCCGGUGCUGGGCAGGGCACCCCGAGCCCACCCAAGCGUCAGGGUGAGUGCCGCGGUUUGCCCAUCCGCACGGUGGGAUCUCCUGGCGCCAUGCCUGCUCUGAUGAGCCAGGCUUCCUCCACCGCCGCCCCAGCCCACCCUCCCGCCGGCCCCACGCCCGCGGGAAGGAGCCUGCGGCCACGGUGGGGACCGUGCAUCCGCCCCACGCUCUUCCUGUGCGUCGGCAGCGAUGGCCUGAGCCCCCCCUCCGGCGCCACCGAGAGCCGCCCCAGCCUGGCGCCUGGCAGGGCAGGGUCCGCACAGCUCAGGGUCACUGGGGCAGCCCGGUGGGUACCCCCCCGGCCGAGGGGGGCUUGGCAGGAUGCUCUGAGCGGGGCCUUGCCAAAACAGCGGUUUCCUGGGGGAAAAGCA